AUGCACCUCUCCCAGCUGCUGGCCUGCGCCCUGCUGCUCACACUGCUCUCGCUCCGGCCUUCCCAAGCCAAGCCCGGGGCGCCACCGAAGGCCCCACGCACCCCGCCGGGAGAGGAGGUGACCGAGACCCAGGCUUCAGGUGGCGGUCAGAAAAAGGGCGACAAAGCUCCCGGGGGCGCCAAUCUCAAGGGUGACGGAUCGCGACUGCUCCGGGACCUGCGCGUGGACACCAAGGCGCGGGCAGCGUGGUCUCCUCGCCUUAUGCACGAGCACCCCAACGCGCGCAAAUACAAAGGAGGCAACAAGAAGGGCUUGUCCAAGGGCUGCUUCGGCCUCAAACUGGACCGGAUCGGCUCCAGGAGCGGCCUGGGAUGUUAGUGCAGCGACCCCUGGCGGCGGUGAGUACGCCAGUCUGGCCGCCCUGCGCUCCAGACGCCCUGCGCCCGGGCACCGUCAUACCCAGUCCUUAUCCCCGCCCGCAGGCCCGGUCCCCUUUGAUCCUAGGGCAGUCCUUGCAGACCCCUCCCCCGGUCACUAGCAAGCCUCUAGAGGGGAGCCAAGCCACCCGGCCUGAGUGUGGGCUUGGCACUGGGCAGUGCUCUCCCCUACCCCCAGCCCAUUAUUCCAUUUUACAGAUAAAGAAAGUGAGGGAUAAAGUGGUCAGGGAAGUGUGGCAAAGUCAGUAAUGACAGCCUGGCGGAGCUCACCUGGCUGCUUCUAGAGAGGCCGAGAGGUUUGAUGGAGUGAUAUCCACCUCCACACCAGCAGCAUCGGCCCCAGUUUGUCAGUUGAGGAGUGGAAGGAAGAUCAUGAGUUUGUGGGAACAGAAGAAAAGGGGAUAUACACAAACCAGGAGUAAGCCUGUCUGCCAGCCACUCUGGGGAUGGUGCCCAGGGUAGCAGGCAGCCAAGUGGUCAGGGCUGCUUCUGGGUCAACUGGCCCUCAACCCCCCAACUGGCAAAUUUAUCUUCGUAAAGAUUACAAUGGGCAAAAUGCGUGCCCCCUCACAGUAGGCAGAAGAACCCUCGUUGGCAUUGACCAGGGAGCUCAGCUGGCUGGGACAUUUUCAUUCUUGUCCCAUGUCUAAACCGUGACUGCUGGCAGACUAGCCUGUCCAGGGUCCUGAUGCUGCUGCAGCCGCGGUGAAUUCAGGUGAACCUCAGCAUUCCUGACCCUAUUUCAGGGCAAGGAAAGGAAAAGACUAAGAUAAACCUUUACUUUUGCCCCAACCUCAAACUCACCAUGUCCCACACUGAGUUCCAAGCCAACCCUGGCUCCCAAUCACACUUCUAGCCUCCCUUUUUCCAGCACAGCCUCCUCACCUUCUGCCAGGCCUGGAAACCUCUGUGCUUCGUCAGCUGCUGCCAGGUGCUGCGUCCUGGCAAUUGACUGCUACAAAGAUACUCGCCCCCUCUCCUUCCCUCUUCUCCAUUCCUGCCACCCAUCAGCGUCCACUGAAUAAUGUCCCACCCUCUAGAGCUUCAGGACCAAACCCCUGUUGGUUUCCAGCCUUGUCUCUUGCUGCCAUUUCCUGUCCCAUGCUCAGGCCAUGGGAGGCUGGUCCCUUCACACAUAAAAUUUUGUCCAUGUCCAUGUGGCUUCCCUCAGUGGAAAACAAAGAGCACCCUCUAUCAGCCUCUCUGGCAAAUUGCCUAGGCUUUUUUUUUUAAUAGAACCAAGGUCCCUGGGUGGCGCAAGCAGUUUGCACUCAACUACUAAAGAUUGGUUGUUCGAACCCACCCAGCGGCACCAUGGAAGAAAGGCCUGGCAAUACUCUAAGGAGCAGCUGUACUCUAACAAUGGGAUCACCGUGAGCAGGGACCUAACUACAGAAACUAGUGCCCAAGACAAUUAGUGUUAAAUUGCUGAAUGAUCUCUCACAGCUGGCGAGGGAAACCGUGAUGGCCGAUAGAAACUGCUAACAGGUGCCCUGCCUCCAGCGGCGCCCAGGGCACACAUGCAAUACCCAGGGCACAUGGCCUACCUAACCCCUCCCCCGACCCCAGUUAGGCCUUUGGCCAUGAGUCAGAAUCAAUUUGAUGCAAUAGAUUUGGUUUGUCUUUGUUUUUUAUAGCACAGGACACUUUUUCACUGUAGGUGUAGUUGUUUCUGAACCUACUCACUUCCCCACACUGACUUGUGAGUAGCCUGGGAGCUAGAAGCUAGCCUAAGACAAUUGAGGCCCCACAGCACCACCCAAAAUGACCGGAGAAACCUGCCGCCCUCAGCUUUCAGGUGCUCCUCUCCACCUGCCCUAGAUUUCGGCUUGCUCCCUUCCUUUUUUCCUGGCCCAGCUGUGUGCUUCUCCCCCAUCCUGCAGGGUCUUCUGCCAUCUGUGACCUGGACUUGGGCCUUGCACAGGAAGCAGAAUGGUUCGGGCACUCAGGGCCCAGCCCUUGGCAGCUGCCACUCCACUGUCUUUGCUCUUUUCUCUCAUGUCUAAAAAACGAGCAGAUGGAGCCACAGGCGUCAAAUCUUCACCCCAUGAUUUAAGCACCAAACUUAAACUUUUGAAUCGAAACAAAAUUCGUUAACCUUCUAUGAAACAGCCCCUCCAUCCCUCCCCCCCAUAGGACCCUUGUUCUUGAACUUGGCGGGUGGGCUGUAGGCUUCAAGUGAUGGUCAAAUAGCUGAAGAGAGGCGCCAGGUAGGGGGAAUCCAGAUUGCUAAGACUUUUUGAUCCUUUUUACCAGGGGAGUUUGUCAGCUUCCUGGAAGCUCUCGCUUUUAGUGUAGGUGAACCCCUCCUUACCCUUCUAAGGAAACCCUGGUGGUGUAGUGGUUAAGUGCUACAGCUGCUAACCAAGAGGCUGGCAGUUCAAAUCCACCAGGCGCUCCUUGGAAACUCUAUGGGGCAGCUCUACUCUGUCUUACAGGGUCACUAUGGGUUGGAAUCAAUUUGACGGCAGUGGGUUUGGUGUUUUUUUGUUUUGUUUUGUUUUACCCUUCUCAACUCCACCUUUACCAACCCCCCAUCCCCUUGGUAAGAGAGCAGAGCCUGGAGAUAGCCAGGGUUUAUCAUGGUGGCCAUUUCUCCACCCAGUGGCUGGCUUCGGCUCCAAGCAGCCACCAUAAUGACUGUCGCUGACAGUUAUAGGUCUUGGUUAUAAACUCUUAAUGACAUACACAGACGUGGCUGGUACCUGAAUGAACACCUUGCCCACGGGCCCCAGGAACAUCACAGACAUCUGUCAUCUGUUUUAGCAGACGGGGCAGAGAAUGGAGUUGAGGGGGUUCACUAAGCCCUUCAGAGUCCCUCUGUGUGUGAUGUCCUUGUGGAGGGCACCCACCGUCUCAGAAGGGAGUGCCCACAGUUUCACUAGCAGGAACUGGACACUGUUCAGCUUUCCUCAGGGCAAAGGGGGUUGGUACAGCCCUCAUCCCAUGGCUCUGAUAACCUCUACCCCAGCAAGCCCUGCAUACAUGUUCACGUCCCCUGCUUCUGAAGAGAACCCUGGGCCCAAACUCUUCCGAAGCAAAGCCAGCUGAAGAAGGAAGUGCUGCUUACUCAGUGGUGGCUGUGACCCAGUCACUAGGACGGAUACCCCACGUGUGGCCUCCCGCUGGAUCUCAAAGGCAGCCCUGGGAGGUGGCUAUUAUCCCAUUUUAUGGAUGAGGAAAGUGAUACUGAAACCUAUCCAGGGCCAGGCAGGAAGCAAAUGUCAGAGUUGGGAUCCAAGCCCACGUAUCCCGACUACUCAGGUGUUUCUCUCUUCCCUACCCUCCAUCAUCACUGAGACACAUAAAACCAGCACCAGACUGAGGGUUUGCGUUGU
Molecule: messenger RNA, 3775 nt
Organism: Loxodonta africana (African savanna elephant)
Lineage: Eukaryota; Metazoa; Chordata; Mammalia; Proboscidea; Elephantidae
Gene: NPPC
Product: natriuretic peptide C
Exons: 2
Coding region: 1-378 (125 amino acids)
Biological process (GO): cGMP biosynthetic process; receptor guanylyl cyclase signaling pathway
Cellular component (GO): extracellular region
Molecular function (GO): hormone activity
Source: RefSeq, a predicted model, not a curated record